AUGAAACGAUAUCAAAGUGGGACAGAAAAAAAGAAAAGGUUAAAACGAAAUCUAGAAAUUGCCGAACAGCAGAAAAAUUCAUUGCACAAAUUUUUAAACGUUAGUACGGAAAAUGAGCAACCUUGUACAACUUCUGGUAACUCCGAAAACCCUACCGUGGAAAUUUCUUUCGAAACAUGCAUCGCUGGAACAUCGAAGGAAAAACUUGAAGAAGUAGAACAGGAACGCGGCGAAAAUCCGAAAGUUGAAAAUUCCAGUUACGUCCAAGAUGACGAAGACACCGAUUUUGAUGUUACAAAACUGAAGGAUAUAGCUUUAUGGCCCGCGAUAUUAACGGAUAAAAUGAUUGACUAUAUUCUUAGAAACAAGCCAACGAAUGUAGGGAAUAUUGAAGAAUUAAAAUCAGCGUACAAAGAUAGAGAUGAAGUUUAUUAUAGAGGACUUUUUCACAAACAUUUUUAUCGAACGAAGUCAAAUGGAAUUCAGGAAGACCGAUACUGGUUAAAGUUUUCAGAAACAAGCAAAAGUGUUUAUUGCUACCCUUGCAAACUGUUUUCUGCAUCAAAAUCGAAAUUGAUUACUGGUUUUCAGAACUGGAAAACGAUUAUCGUUACGUUAUCGGACCACGAACUUUCAAAGGAGCACAUGGCAGCUAUCUGCACUUUAUAUAAAAGAACUUCAAAUUUUAACAGAGUUGAUACUCAGUUAUUAUUGAGAAAAGAAAAUGAGGUAAACUACUGGAAGAAAGUCUUGCAGCGGGUUAUAUCCACAAUAAAACUGUUAAGUAGUUUGGGGAUUGCGUUCAGAGGGCAUAACGAAGAAUAA
Molecule: messenger RNA, 825 nt
Organism: Diabrotica virgifera virgifera (western corn rootworm)
Lineage: Eukaryota; Metazoa; Arthropoda; Insecta; Coleoptera; Chrysomelidae
Product: zinc finger MYM-type protein 5-like
Exons: 2
Coding region: 1-825 (274 amino acids)
Source: RefSeq, a predicted model, not a curated record